GCUCAGUCAAAGGGCAGGCAGUGACUGACGGGUCACUUAAAGUGACAACGUGAAGUGAGGUCACUGUUAGUGUAACAAUGUCUGUAUUGCUUAGUUGAUCCCAUAGGACAGUGGUCACCAACCGGUCAAGCCAYUCCUAGUCAAUCACCAAACAUUUCAUUAAGAAAAACAACGAUAAAACCUUACGUUUCUAUUUUUGUAUUUGUUUCGUGCUGUUGACGGUAGGUGCACUUGAUUCAGCAGCCCUAGRGCCGGGAAGGCAAAGUGUUCCCAUUUUGAACCAUUUCAUAUCUAUGAAGGUAGAACUCCYCCUACCUGGCAGGRCCAGCCUGCAUAGUUGAUAGCAAAUCAAGUGCACCUAUAGGCCAAUCAGAUAGCUCAGAUCAAUGUGUCCCAACAGUUUCCUCGCGCCAUAGACUGUAAAAAGAAGCCUCAAACGCACAGCAAAGUUGAUAAUGUGAAAUUUCAAAACUUUCAAAACCCUGACUAGAGAGAGACUCAAUGAAUAUAMCAAAGAGCUGCUGUUUUUAUGAGACUAACAACAUGAAUUGGUGCACGAGGKAGAAGUAAUGCAGUUCCCUUUUCUCAGCAGAGGGAGAGAGAAGGGACGGAACUGGUCUAGCAGCUCUCCAGUGGACGAAAGCCAUCAGAUGCACCUUCCCAUCACAGCACUUAAUAGAACUAACUCAGACUCGGCCCUGCACACCAGUGUGAGGAACACCCACACAGGGGACCAUUUGAGCCCCAACCAGCAGGCUUUAACCUCACGGAACAGACAUGGUGUCUUUCCAUAUCCAGUGCCUCCGAUUGAGGAGAAUGUCCUAGAAGAGGGAAAACCAUUAAGAAAUACCAAGAAGUGUCCUGCACUUCCCACUGGAAUCAAAUCACAUAAAUUCCCUGGUGUAAACAUCCUGUUCUCGCCAGAUCAGCAGUUCAGUGCUCUCAACGUCCCUUCCGCUCUCAAUGUGAGUGGCUCCUUGCCCGACCUCUCCAGCCUGCACCUUCCCUCCCCACAGCCAGUAGGUGUGGACCCAGACAAACCCACUGCCUGCAGCACUGGCCACCUACCUGGAACUCCCUCUCACCUUGGAGCCAGGGACGAUGAAUUUCCCUUGCCAGGUUUGUCGUUGUCUCUCCAAGGCUCAUACAGUAACCCAUUGCUCCAGUCCUCCCACAGCAUCCCCAAUAUCCAAUCCUCUCUCAGCAGCCACUCCCUUUCCAGCUCUCUAAGCUCCACCUCCUUGAACUUCUCACUCAGCAACACUUCCUUGCAGUCAUCCCCUAGCAACCAAUCCCUCCAGUCCUUCCUCAGCAGUUCGUCCCUAAGCGGCCUAUCCCUGCAAUCAACAACUAGCCACUGUAGCUACAGCAGUGGGAUUGGUGGAUCUCGCUCUUGCUCCUCCUCUUCGCUAUCCUGCUCCCCACGUCCAACCAGCCAGACGCAGGUGCCUCCGGCAAGGAGGCGGACUCCCCUCAGCCCACUGGUCGUUCCCACUGGUGGAGAGUCUCGCUGGCUCCAAUCGAAACAGUUUUCACCGGUUGGGUCUCCAAAGUUAUCUUCUAUAACUCAGGGAGUUCUCCUGAACACCAACCAAUUACCACAGGAGUCAAGGRCACCAGGGUAUCGUCACUGCCAACCUCAACACGAGGGUACUCCAGCAGCUCAGCAGCCCAUGCAUAGAGGUCUGCCACAGCGGCAGCAUUCUCUGACAGAGGGGCAGCAGCAACCCAGGCAGGAACCGCAGAAAACGCCACCACACCACGAGAAAUCCAGGGAUCUGCAACAACAAGGUGUACAUCAGCAGCAGCAACAACAUCAUCAUCAACACCCACAGCAACAGCUCCCACAGACACACAAUCUCCAACGAGUGGAAUAUCACCAUCAACAACAGUACCAACACCCAAAUCAACUAUAUCAAUGCCAGAUCCAGCAUGUCCAGACAGAAGAUCAGGACCUGGACACAAAACAGCAACGUCAAAGUGGGUCAAACCAGUGUGAGAACUUACAGCAACAACACUUACAUCAAUUACAGAAGGAACAGCAUCAACGACAACAAGAGCACCAGCAACAACAGAAACAAGUGUACCAAAACCUCCCACAGCAACAGCAAGAGAAGCAAAGGCAACAYUACCAGCUGCACCAGCAACACCCACACCAGCAGAACCCACAUCAGCAACAGUAUCAACAACAAGCAUACCGAAGACAACCUCAGCAACACCGAGCACUUCGACAAGAUGAGGUGCUACAGCAGCAACAGCAGCACCAGCAGUUUCAACCAUACCAACAGCAGCAGCAGCGGCAAAAUGGCAACCAGCAGCAGCAACAACAGCAGCAACAUCAGUGGCAUCUCCAGUGUGCAUACCCGCCAUCUCAGAGCCUCAACUUGUGUGGGCAGAACAUGUCAAAUCCACAAAAAGUACCAACGAUGCAGAUGACUCGUAAGCAUCAGACCCAAGCCCAGGGAAGGAGCUGGUCACAUCAAAAGGUGCAAGGUCAGAAGGACCAGAUUCUGUCGACCAAAAUCUCCUCACAGAUGAACUCCUUCAUGGACAACAGUCCGGACCUCUACAAUGACUCUUCCAUACUGGAUCAUUUCCAGAAUGAGUCCUACAUGGGCCUACACCUCACACCCAGCCAGACUCAGGCGCUUUCCCAGCAGCUGGGACAACUCAGUAAGGAGCCUCUCUGGGGAGAUUCUGGGCCUCAAUCUGUGGUUGGGAAAGAUGGAGGGGUUUACUGUGGGAACCAGGUACCUCAGAUGUCCGUCCACUGCCAGAACCAAAGCAGUGUGGACUGUCAUAACAUCCUUAUGACAGACAAAACAGCUUUUGAGGAUUUCUCUGGAGUACUGCCCAUGCUGGGAUUUGAUGCGGACCCCUUUGCCCUGGAUAACCCCCUUCAGAUCGAUCCCCUAGACCUGGAGGAGCUUAACAAGCUGGCAGAUGGAGACAUGGUCGAGGACUCUGUGAAAGGACACUGUUCUAACCUACUUAGGUGACCUGGGGAAUUGGAUGCAUCCAGGAACACUAUUUUCAACUAAGAUGGCAGCAAUGUCAGUUGUAGAUAAACUACAGCUAACUAUGCGUUUCAGGAUCUCUCACUGCUGGACAUAAUUUGAUUGGACAUGGUAUUUCUUACAGCAUCCUCAUGUGAUUGGACAGGUCCAUGUCAUGGGAUUUGAAAAGCAUGUGACUGGACAUUGACUGCCUCACAUGACUGGUUAGCUGACUGCACUUUUUCUUAGUUGUAAUGUAAUGCUUGCCUGCAAUGGAAAAAUGCAGCCAAGAGCUGGCAUCCUCUGCAUCUUAGUGUCAAUGUAGUUGAAUAAUGAAAACAGAUGUGUAGUUUGUGUAAAAAAUAUAUAUUUUGUAAUACAAUUAUGUACAUUCUAACAGCCUGCCUUUUCCCAUCUCUUGUAGAGAUGGAAAAAAAAAAAUAUAUAAUCUAAAACAAUAUUGUGUAUAUAAAAUGUGGCCAAGAAACAAGUUAUAUUUAGAGGUCCUUGUUGCUUUUUUAAAACAUCUUGACAUUUCUGCAAUGACAUUGUGUACCAGACAURAUUUUACAAAGAAAAUAAAUGAGCAGUAAAUAA
Molecule: messenger RNA, 3593 nt
Organism: Salvelinus sp. IW2-2015
Lineage: Eukaryota; Metazoa; Chordata; Actinopteri; Salmoniformes; Salmonidae
Product: CREB-regulated transcription coactivator 2
Biological process (GO): positive regulation of transcription by RNA polymerase II; protein homotetramerization
Cellular component (GO): cytoplasm; nucleus
Molecular function (GO): cAMP response element binding protein binding
Source: RefSeq, a predicted model, not a curated record